Molecule: messenger RNA, 2340 nt
Organism: Rasamsonia emersonii CBS 393.64
Lineage: Eukaryota; Fungi; Ascomycota; Eurotiomycetes; Eurotiales; Trichocomaceae
Product: Histone acetyltransferase complex component Epl1
Exons: 8
Coding region: 1-2340 (779 amino acids)
Biological process (GO): regulation of transcription by RNA polymerase II
Cellular component (GO): piccolo histone acetyltransferase complex
Source: RefSeq, a predicted model, not a curated record
AUGGACAACUCGAAGCUUCAGUCAAAUCGUAGGCCAUCAUUCAGUCAAAAGAAGAAAGAACUCCCAAAUACAGACGGUCAUGCACUAAUCAUAAACAAGGACAGGAACACAGAAAAGAGAAAGAGGACCCUGCCACAUACUCAGUGUCAUGCUCAUGCUCACGUCCGUGCUCUCCACCAUCCGCUUGAACUCCUCGAAGCUGAUCUUGCCAUCCCGGUCUUUAUCCGCCUCCAUGAUCGUCUUAUCCACGAUCUGCUGCAGCUGCACGUCCUUCAGGUUGUUGCCGACCAUCAUCUUCAGGACGAUAAACAGUUCGCCGUUCGAGAUAUAUCCGUCACGGUCGAUAUCAUACACCUUAAAGGCGAAGCGCAGCUUCUCUUCCUUGUUGCCCUUGGAGCUGAAGGCCGACAGUCCGGAGACGAAUUCCUGGAAGUCAACAUCACCACCUCCGUCUUCGUCAAAGAUCGCGAUCAUCCUAGUGCAUCACAAAGAUCCCAGCGACUUUUGAGCCAGUAUCGAAGCGAACCCACAAUUAGACGCAGAGACUAUGCUAUCAAGAACCUGAGAGCCUCCAACAGACCCCUGUCUCUUCCGUACGGGGGAAUGGGGAGGACGCGCCCGAAAAAGCUCACCUCCAAGGCCUCGAUCCCUAUCGUUAGGGAGGACCAAAUCGAGGACGUCGAUGAAGAGGUCCAGGCCGCCCUUCAGCAGGUCGAGACUGGUGUUGAGAAGGCGGAGGAGUCAGAAAUCCAUCUGCAAGCCGCUAUUAAUGCUGCCGCACGCGGUAAAGUCAGUGAGGCACAUAUCCCAACACCAGAAACCGUCCUAAGUAAUAUCCGAUAUGACGAACUCUAUCCCCCUACCUUUUCGCAACCUGCAACGUACAUCCGCUUCUCCUCGACCGUCGAGGAUUGUUGCGGAUGUCCGUAUAACAUGGUUGAGGAGGACGAUGUCUUCCUCAAGGAAAUGAACCAGAAGCGGGAUCCAUCGUCUCAAUGCACAGAGGAUCAAUUCGAAGAAGUCAUGAACUUCUUCGAGGAGACGGCGCGACUGAAGCAACCGUUUGCCGCAGUCGACAAUCCUCCGGUGCUUUCGUAUGAAGAAAUGGAAGAGUCCUUUGACGCAGCUGUAGACGAAAAUAUAAAGAAGUUCGCAAAGGAUAUCUAUGAGCACUGGAAGGCACGGAGGAUAAGGACCGGAAACCGUCCCUUGCAGCCAACGCUCAAGUUCGAAACCGGUCAGGAAACCGAUGACGGUGAUCCAUAUAUUCGCAAGACUCGUGGUAGAGAUGCACAGAGUGCCGAAAAGCUGAGAAGGCUCCGAAAAGAGCUCGAGGAUGCUCGCCAGCUGGUGGCCUUUGUGCGACAGCGCGAAUUGGCGCGAAAGGAGUUGCUUGCUCUCGAAAAACAGAUCUUCUUGCAGCGGUCGGAGGUUAAGGAAAUGAAACGGAAACUUGGCAUCAAGGAUGAUGAUGAGGAUCUCAUCAACCAGAAGCCAAAGAAGAAACCCGUCGAAGUUCCAGCAGUCCAACGACCCGCUGUUCCACAGCUCCGCCUGCCCCAGAGGCCUGGGGCGCAGGCUGCAGAAGACUUGCAGUUGUUGGAGGAUGUGCAGGCUGAGAAAGAGAAUGAGAUUCUGCGUGACAUCAAGCAGAAUCUGGCGAAGCAUAUCAAAUGGAACGAGGGAUAUGUUGACCUCACAAGGGCGCCGCUUACCCCGUCUCCCAAGAAGACCUUUGAGGCCGCUUUCCGUCCCGCGAUUACCACACAGCUGCCAACACCUCCGUCUUCGGAUUCAUCCGACAACAUGGGUGAUACCGCUCUAGACAACCUCCAUCCGUAUUUCCGUGAUUCCUUCGCGUCCCGAACCAUGGACGUGGAUGAGGAUACUAGCAGAAUCCCUUCGUUUAGACGGCGUAUAGGGCGAGGUGGUCGUAUCAUGAUCGAUCGUCGGAAUCUAGCACCGCGGUGUAAGGUGGACAUUGAUCCAAUAAAGCUUGACCGAUUCAAGUACGAUAAUGACGACGAUGACGAUGAUGAUGUGGUGUUUGAGCGUGAUAAGUAUGAUAUACACGUCAUGCAACACCGAGCCAUUAUGGCUGCAAAGGCUCGCGAGCAGGCGCUAGCGGCUGCUCAAGCGCAGGCCCAAGCCCAAGCCCAAGCCCAGGCACAGGCACAGGCACAGGCACAGACACAAGCCUCGCAAGGCCAAACUCAGGCGCAAGCACAGCGACGGCCGCAGGGCGGUGACCAGAACACGGCUCCUGGUGCACCGAACGCGGGGCAAACGAUGGGAUCGAACCCGGGUCCUAGUGCCAUCGCCGCAAGCAGUGCGGCAUAA